Oryzias latipes (Japanese medaka) is the source of this 1981-nucleotide messenger RNA. Lineage: Eukaryota; Metazoa; Chordata; Actinopteri; Beloniformes; Adrianichthyidae. The record is from RefSeq and is a predicted model, not a curated record.
UUGUAUCAUGUGCGCCACCAUUUGUCAGAUACCAGUUCAAUCAAUAGUUUUAUUAGAUUACAUUGAUUUAAUAAUAAGUGGGUUCCCAGUAAUGGUCGGCUGUAGCGGCUUGUCUUUCUCUGGAAAAAUGUACUGUACUAUGUCUCUUUGAAAGCAUGCAGAAUAAAAUUGUGCGUUUAUGUUCAUGCAAAAUCUUUGAUGGCAUCAGAAUUCUCUUCUUUUUUUUCUGUUCCUUUUGCAGUCAUCGUUCACAAAAUGGAUAUUGGUUUUAUUUCAUUUUUACGGACCAGUAAAACCAUGCAGCAAAGAAACAGAAACACACAAUAUGAAUUGAGAUAGUUGUUCUUGUGCCAUCCGCUUUCACUUAUCCCUCUUCUAAAUACAUAACGGAAGUUAAACAAAACCCAAGACAUCUUGUUUUGGUGCAUAAAUAAGGUUUUUUGUUUGCAAUGCUUUAACUUUUGUCUUUUUGUCUACUUUGCAUGAGGCUCUCGCUUCGUGCAACGAAUAAAUGGGACAUGUACCUUCACUACCCUCAAAUGCUGAAAGAACAAAUUGCCAUAGCCAUUUGUUAACAAUAAGUUUCUGUGGAUUUUUAUGGUUGUCAAAGGGUGCUUGGAAGCAGAUAUUGUGAGUUUAAGGAGGAGUGUGCAUGUUACUUUCUAUAAAUGCCAGAGGGCACUAUUUGACUGUGACUGAAACUUAGCACUAAAGGAAAAAAGCUGGUGUGUUUCUUACAACCAUGUGCAGUGCUGGACUUUUGCUUUUACAAAACAGAUUCUCCCGAGCAGUGCAGGAUAGAAGCUUUUUUCUUUUCUCUUUUUUCCUUUUUGACUUUUCCCUUUGGCUUCAUCAAUACUGAAAUGUGUCUAAAGUUGGCAAAUUUCGUUUUUCUGGUGUGAAAAUAUUUUUAACAGCAUUAUAAGUGAACGUUUUUGUGAUUUUUAAUGCUGGACAAGGGCAGUUGUGACAGAAUCUGGGUUGACAAAUGGUCUGAAGAUAACAUCAGUCUUAAUUUUUUUGCGGCAAUUAAGUUGCAGGUGAAGUGUCUGUAUAUGCUUAUAUUCCUGAGCUUCCCGCUGGUAAUGGCUGAGGUGCCUGGUCCAUGCAGACACUCAAUCACUAGGGAGCACCUGCUGACAGUCAAGCAGUUGAUGGAUAACCAGUUGAGCAGUGGUUGCUCAAUAACCUACACAUUCACAGAGAGGAGAAGUUUGAGCAAAUGUUGUUUUGUGAAGGCUGCCUUGCCCUGGAUCUUGGAGCUGCUAACAACCAACUUCAAGUAUAAACGAGGUUCUGUAAAUGAUGGCUAUGUGCAGUCUUUAAGAGCUCUCAUCCUCAACAUUUAUUCUCAGAAAUGCGUGCCACAGAUUAAUGAAGAGGUUGAGAGUAAGCCAGAGAGCUUUGAGGUCCUCCACAAAGGGUCUCCUUCAGAAGCACUUCAGAAAGCUUCAGAGGUGUUGGCCAUAUACUGGGAACUGGUUACGACCAGCGACUCACCUGUUGACUGGAGAUGUGAACAGGAAUACACAGAAAGUUUUGGAUCUACCACAGAGCCGCCCUUUGAGUCAUCUUCACAUUAUUUUACAGAGAGUUACAGUAGGAACUUUGUCAGAGCCUCUCACAGAAGACCAGUCAGAGAUUUUUUCAAGCUUGGCUUCAUCAUCGCAUCAAUCUCUGGAGGGCUGCUUUUCAUUGUAAUUCUCUUCUGUCUCAUCAUACACAAGGUAUGGGCAAAUACACAUUCUGUAAAUGUGCUGUAAAAGGUUUGGCUUUACUUUCCAUCUGUACUGUUGUGAAGCAUGCUUCAGCAAGGCUUCCUCUCUGGGCUUUUUCUAGUUAAGACAAAACACGUUGUUUUAUGAAGGUAUGGAUGUGCUGUUUUGCAAAGUAUUUGCAUGACGGCUCAAAAUGCAAAUACUGUAUUUGCUGUUUCUUUUCCCUCCAAAGCUUUUUUAAUUCAAACAUGGACUACAUUUUU